Messenger RNA from Neurospora tetrasperma FGSC 2508, 329 nucleotides. RefSeq lists its product as uncharacterized. The annotation marks the transcript as partial. The transcript has 2 exons. The record is from RefSeq and is a predicted model, not a curated record. NCBI's taxonomy places the organism in Eukaryota, Fungi, Ascomycota, Sordariomycetes, Sordariales, Sordariaceae.
CAACGGCAGGAACGGCUUGCGAUUGUCGGCAUUGGAUCAAUGCCUUCACUUCAUAUGGCCACUGUCUUUGGGAAGCAGCCAUGAUACCAUAGUCUUACCAUGCUCAUGGUCGCUUUGGUUGGGCAGCCUUCUGCGCUGGCGCAGCAAUGGCAUGGUCAUGUUAGCUGUCCAGGCAUGCUCUUGGUUAUUCUGCGAUGGCGAACCCCAUUGCUUGAGAGCAUGUCCUGGCUGUCUGAUAUGGCCGACGUUGGUUCGCACGGAUAGAUACAGACAAAGUUGUUAUUGUCACCGUUGCUGUUCCACUCCGUUUUCUCAGUCUCUACCCACUA